AUGAAACUGAAGCCGCUGAUCUGCCAAACUGGAUGGACGCACCUCUUUCUUUUUAUCGUUUUCUAUCAAUUCAAAUCUCAAGGUCGGAUUAGGAGGGCCCAGUGCUUCCCCUGGGCCCGCUACAGUCUUGAGACCGAGAGAAAGAGGAGUUACCUCGAGAAGCAAAAGGUCUUGCACCUUCUCGUUACCUUCGCCGCUCAGAAUAGCGACCGGGACAGCAACACCUUAAACAACGGCCUCGUCGGGGUUGAUGCUCUUGCAAAGCUCUUUCUGCAAAAGGUCUUGCACCUUCUCGUUAACUUCGCCGCUCAAAAUAGCGGCCUGGACAACAGCACCUUAAGCAACGGCCUCGCGGGGUUGAUGCUCUUGCAAAGCUAUUUCCCGUAG
Striga hermonthica is the source of this 387-nucleotide messenger RNA. The record is from the annotation of a GenBank genome assembly. Lineage: Eukaryota; Viridiplantae; Streptophyta; Magnoliopsida; Lamiales; Orobanchaceae.